AUGAAAAGUUCUUUGAGAUUUUUGAGCAACUUAAAUCUAAUCAUUGACAACUGGUGUACAUUGGGGAUGAAUAAUAAAAGUUAUGGCUUGAUACCAAAAAUAAUUCCAUCGAUAAGCGAACAAGGUGAUGGUGUAUGGAAAGCACAUGCUCUCGUUUUGCCUUCAGGACAAUAUAAGAAAACUUAA
Messenger RNA from Clunio marinus, 186 nucleotides. The record is from the annotation of a GenBank genome assembly. NCBI's taxonomy places the organism in Eukaryota, Metazoa, Arthropoda, Insecta, Diptera, Chironomidae.